Messenger RNA from Colletes gigas, 2271 nucleotides. RefSeq names its product U4/U6 small nuclear ribonucleoprotein Prp4 (gene U4-U6-60K). Gene Ontology annotation, biological process: mRNA splicing, via spliceosome. Gene Ontology annotation, cellular component: U4/U6 x U5 tri-snRNP complex. Gene Ontology annotation, molecular function: protein binding; U4 snRNA binding; U6 snRNA binding. Bases 189 to 1766 code for a protein of 525 amino acids. The transcript is spliced from 5 exons. NCBI's taxonomy places the organism in Eukaryota, Metazoa, Arthropoda, Insecta, Hymenoptera, Colletidae. The record is from RefSeq and is a predicted model, not a curated record.
UUUUUGUGAAUCCAACAUGGCCGACAAGCAACAAGAUGGUUGCCCCGGUAAUUUCGGUGUUUGAGGUUCAUUGACCGUGAAACAUAACUCUAAUGGAACACUACUACGAAUGACGUUAAUUAAAUAAACAUCAACAGACGCCCCAUUUACUUCGUCCAUCAAUUUUCAUAAAUCAGUAAUUCUUCGACAUGUCGGACGACGAGGACUUGGUUUACGUCAAGAAGCAGAAAACUGUGCAUUAUGGAUCGCUGGAGGAGGCAGAACGUGCAAGGCUGGCAGCAGCUGCGGAGUCAUCGGAAGAGGAGAAAGACUCCACAAAUUUGGGAGACAAUGUCAACGUUGCUGCCACUCUGGGGAAUGUACACAUAUCGAACGAGUACAUGGAGCUCGAAGAUGAGAUGUCCAAAGACAGACAAGCUCUCUUAGAAGAAUUCGAACGCAGAAAGAAAGCUCGCCAAAUUAACGUAUCUACUGAUGAUUCUGAAGUAAAAAAGAAUUUGAGACAAUUAGGAGAACCUAUUUGUCUGUUCGGCGAAGGACCCGCGGACAGAAGAACAAGAUUGAGAGAGUUGCUAGCUAGUCUGGGGGAAGAUGCGAUAAAAAAGAAGCACGACGAAGAUGAGAAACCUUCUCAUGCUAUAGAAAGAGAUACGGAAGCAACUUGGUAUCACGAAGGACCAGAAUCCCUCCAAAUAGCUCGUUCUUGGAUUGCAACGUACUCGUUACCUAGAGCAAAGGCUAGAUUGGAAAAAGCGAGACAGGAUCUGGAGCUACCAACAGCCACUCGUACAGCACGUCGCCAAGAACUCCUGAAGAAAUUGCAAGCGCUAACGAUUUACUGUUCUCAAAUCGGCGAUACCCGACCAAUUUCCUUCUGUCAAUUUAGUCCGAAUUCCAAGAUGUUUGCUACAGCUUCAUGGUCAGGCUUGUGCAAAAUAUGGUCUGUACCUGACUGUACUUUGUUGCGAACGCUUAAAGGACAUACUUGUAAUGUUGGCUGCAUUGUUUUUCAUCCAAAAGCUACUAUUACCGAAGAGGUGAUAGGGGAGAAAUCAGGACAGACUUGUAUAUUGGCAUCUUGUGCUGCAGAUGGGACAGUGAAAUUGUGGAGCGGUGGAUCUGGGGAAGAACCGCUAGCUGAAGUCGAGGGCCACGAGCCGCAUAGAGUUUCGAGGUUAGCUUUUCAUCCGUCCGGUCGAUUUCUCGGGACUUGUUGCCACGAUGCGUCUUGGAGGCUUUGGGACUUGGAACAGCAAGCAGAGGUUCUUCAUCAAGAGGGUCACGCGAGAGCUGUGCACUGCAUCAGCUUUCAGUGCGACGGUAGCGUGAGCGCCACAGGUGGUCACGACUCCUUUGGCAGAGUGUGGGAUCUUCGCACAGGGAGGUGCAUUAUGUUCAUGGAGGGUCAUUUAAAGUCUAUCUUCGGUAUCGAUUUCUCCCCCAACGGGUUUCACAUAGCCACAGCCAGCGAGGACAACACGUGCAAGAUAUGGGACUUGCGAAAGAGGUCUUGCGUGUACACGAUACCCGCGCACACGAAUUUACUGUCGGACGUGAAGUAUCAGAGGCUCGAGGGACAGUAUCUGGUCACCGCCUCGUACGACAGCACUGCCAAAAUAUGGUCGAACAAAACCUGGCAACCCUUAAAAACGUUACCUGGUCACGACGGGAAGGUCAUGUCCGUCGAUAUUUCCCCGGACCAUAAAUUCAUCGGGACUAGUUCUUACGACAGAACUUUUAAACUAUGGGCUCCCGAAAAUAUAUAAAAAGACUUUGUCGAAUAAAACGUGGAGCACGGUUCGAGGAGCAUAUCUACGCAACGCUAUUUUCGUGAUUGUUCGUGGAGGAAACUUCGCCCUUUGUAAUAUAGAAAGAAUGAACGAAGAUAUAUACUUUAUUACCUGUCCCUUUAUAAGUUUUAAUACAUCAACGAUUGUUAUAAGUUUGAUUUAUUAGUUUUAAUUUCUGAAUGUUUAGAACACUAUGUCGUGCCUUCAAUGGUUAAAAUUGGACUUUGUACUAACACCAUCCGACUGUAGUUUCAUUUCUGAGAAAUCUAAUUGCAUUUACUUGAUCGCGAAAACUAUUAUUACGCGUUAAUAAUCAGAAUUAAUUCCAAAAUACAAACGAAGCGUUUACUUGCAUUAAACGGUUCUUUGCAUUGUCGUUAACAAAGCAUUUAAAAUUUUUGCAAUGGACAAGUUGUUCAGAAGAUUGGACGACUAAGUUUGAACAGAAGAGGUCCUCCUGUGGUUCUACUUUAUUAACAAA